AUGCCGGAGGAGGAGUUAGGCUGGAUGUUGAAAGAACGUUUGGGACUGGAUGCAAUCAGGAAGCAGUUGCUGGAGACAGCAUUGGCAGGUCGGGAGAACUAUGAUGUGGUCGAAUCAGAAUGCCUUCGUCUGUUUCGAGAUUUGCACUCCUCCGACCCUUUGAACAAGAGCAGACCUUUUGACAAGGCACCACUACUCCAGCGUUUCCUACAGUCCCAUGACAGACACAGCUCUUCUUCGUCCUACAGGCCUUCGACUACAGCCAGCUCGACGGCUCCCUCUUCUCGCUCCUUCCGGACUCAGAGCUCUGGUUCCAGCCGGCCACCUUUCAAGCGUUUUGGCCAGCAGACUCAACCUCGACAAGCCUUGAUUGCCGAGGGUUACCCUCCUGAGAACCUGACGAUCGAAGAAGUCCUCCAGACCGAAGCUGAGCUUCUUGCCCAAGAGCUGCAGGAGCUCGAGACUGAAGGUUGCGACCCUCGAGUGCUUGAAGAUUUGGAGAGCGGCAUGGAACAGGCCGCAGAGAGUCUGUUGACAAUGCGUGAAGCACGCACCAAAAUAGCUGAGGUCAAGAAAGACCGUGGAUAUGGAAAGCCUGGCCAACCGGCUCCUCGAAAGCCUAAGAGCCAGAUGACGAAGCAGGUCCGUGUCACCGAGACCCUGAACACUGAACAUGUGGCUCCUGAAGAACCUGAUGACAUGGGCCACGAGGUCAUGACAGUGGCCGCCGGCGAUUCAUGGGAUCGCCCAUUGUUCGAACUACUGAGAGCUGACUUGGUGGGUGGCGAACUUUUGGAGUUGGGUCAGCUGGCCGCAGGCCACUUCGCCCUUCCACUCCAGCCACGCCAAUGGCCUCGUCCGGACUCCCAACGCUGGCGGAAACUUGGACAAGACGGCAUAGUUGAACUUCAGUUGAACAGUUUUGAUUUUUGGAAGAAACAGUUGCAAUUGAAGAUGAGUCAUUUUGAAGUGCCUUUUGAGUCAACCUCCGAAGCACCGCAUGAGCACCUUGUGACAGAGCAUGCGAUCCUUGCUGCGACAUCGGCCGGGGCUCAAGCUAUGAAGGAUCUGUGGAUCGUAAUGGAAGCGGCCCAGCACUUCGACCUGACCGAGAACGACUACACGAAGGUGGUGCUGCGCUGGCGGCGAAUGCUUCUCCGCCUUCGCGCAAAGGCCGCUUGGCACGCAUAUGGCUUGCUCUUGUGGCUGUUGCCUCGUCCGCAGCUGCGGUACGCGCCCUUUCCGUACCCCAGCAUCAGCCAUACCAGACAUUGGCAAGAACAAGCCGAAUCUAUGACCCUCCAGAAGCCAAAGGCAUUGAUGGUCAAGCACUGGCAGCGAGCUCGAACCCAAGAACCGUCAGUGUACACGACCAAGAACCUCCUGGACUUGGGACAAUUCAGGAACCGUGCUGGCCUCAACUUCGCCUUCAUGGAGGACAACAUGUUGCAAGGAAUGCUUGCGGCACGCGCCAGCAAAGGCCUGACGGCCCAAUUGAAGCGGGAUGCCAUUCAGGAAGCCCAACUCGAAGCCGAGGCCGCUACCAAGCGUGGAGAGAAGCACGACAUGGUGCGCUCCCUCAUCGGCCCAAAGGGAGGCCUGCCAACGUUGAAGGCAGACCUGGUGAAACUGGCUUCACUCCUGAACAUCCCCGUCCAGACUGGAAUGACUGUGGAAGACCUCAAGAAAGCUUGCCGCCCCUUGGUUGCCGAGAUUGCUCAAAAGCCAACUCCCUCGAAGGCAAGUGGAUCUACCAGUUCAACGGAAAGACAUGUCCCCGAGACUUCAAUGGCGAGACCUGCUCAAGCGCCCGAGACAAUUGGCGCGAAGGUCAAGGCAUCUCCUGGAGUGACCGCUCAAGAGCUACAGGAAGUCCUCACCAUGCAGGACCACAAGUUCCAAGGGAUGCUGAACCAAGUGCUCCAGAGCAUUUCGACCCUGCACCAAGCAUCGCACCUGCCAGGACCUAUGACUUCCGGUCCGAUGGAAACCGAAGCAACCAUGGACUUCGGCUGGACCCAGGACGAGAUUCAACAGAUGAACCGCGACUACUACCAGGACGACUUGGAGUGGCGCCAGGAAGUGAAUGAAGUCUAUGAGGAGCAGUGGCAUCGAGCGAUGGACCACUUCCAGAACGAGAUCCUUGUCACCACCCUCACCGUUGGCGAUGAGAAGUCUUUUCAGUCCCAUGCCAUGUCUGAGAAUAGGUUGAUUUCAAAGAACCCCGACCUUGUUGAGAAUGACCGCUUCCCCAAGACCUUUGUCACCGAGGUCUACACAAACACGGAGCGAGUUGUGCAGACGGCUCGCAAACGAGGACAUCGAGUGGGGGCCUCAAUGAGCUUGGAAUCAGGAUGGAAUUUUCUCCGUCCACUGGAUCGCAAAGCUGCCAGAGCAGUCCUGAAGCGUGAAAGUCCUUUCUUUUUGGUGCUGGCAUUUCCUUGUUCCUUUUGGAGUGUGUUACUCAACCUCAACCCUCCGAAGAAUGGCACCAAGAUGUAUGAGGAAGCAAUCACCCUCUUGCAGUUCGCCCUCCAAUUGGCCAAGGACCAGAAGAGUCGUGGUUGUCACUUUGUUUUGGAGAACCCUCAAUCCUCUAGAGCAUGGACCCUGGAAGAAAUGCAAAGAGCCUUGGAGCAACUUGAGGCCCGUUGUGUAGUCUUCCACCAAUGCCGAUUCAACUUGAAGAACCAGGCGGGUGACCUGCUUCGGAAAGCUACGCGGAUAGCCACUUCGAGUGAUGAGGUCCUUUCCCAACUGGACGGCAUGAAGUGUCUUGGCAAUCACCCUCAUGGUCACAUCAUUGGGGGAAAAGCUGUUUCAGAGCCCGCUGGCCACUAUCCGUGGGCCCUCGCAAAGGCCCUGGUGGUUGGCAUGGAAAAGCAGUUUGAAGCUGACUUCAAAAGACCACACAACAUCCUUGCCAUCGAAGACGGUGAGGAGGCUGAAGAUGAGACCGCCCUGCCGAUUGACAUGAACCUGAGUGACUCUGAUCAGGAGUCCACUGAAGCUGAGGCAGUAAGCGCCUACAACUCGGACAUCAACGACGCUGGUGUCUCUCCUAUGCAAGCUGCCUUUGGAAAGCAACCCCGGAUGCACGGAGAUUGCCUUGGUGAUUUUGGUCGCCGCUUGAGUGAGCAUGGACUCAUCGACUCUCGGCCAAGUUUGGCCAGACAAGUUGCCAUGCGAGAGACUGCUCGCUUGGCGAUGGUACGCCUUCAUUUUUCCAAAGGUACAUCUCCAUUUCCUGAAGCUGUACGAGCUGCCUUUGAACAGAGACGGCAGAGCGUUUCCAGUGCCGCCCCAAGUGCUAGCGGCGAGUCACAGGCUUCCAAGAGGCCUGCUGAACUGGAUGCUGAGCGCUUGCGUGAAGAAGCUCUUCAACCAGACCCUGUUGCUCCAACUCCGGCUCAACCUCCAGAUGAAGUUCCUGAUGAAGCUUCAGAAGCCCUGAGAGUGACUCAUGAAGUGAUGGAAAUGGAAGCAUAUGCCAAUGUGCAUCCGCUCCGUCAGAUCCAGAUCAUGGCGGAACAGGAUCGUCUGAAUCCCUUGGAAGCCAGAGUCCGAGACCAUGGGACAUGGCGUGGCAAUUGGCCUCUCCCCUCGAGGACAGAAUUCAGACGACGGCAAAUGCUGAAGCAACUUUGGCCCCUUGGCAAUGACGAUGCUGCUCAGGAAGUGCUUGCAGUGCUCACUGCUCGUAAGGAGCAUGUAUGGAGUCACAUGUCGGACUUUGAGAAAAAGGAGUUCCGUGAAGCAGCAGCCAAAGGAUGUAUGAAGUGGAAGCUGGCAAGUGCUGACAUCAAGUCGGCAUUCAUGAAAGGUGAAGAGUUUGGCCCCAAUGAACGCAUCCUCUACCUCGCCAACGUGAAGACCCGAGCACCUGAUGAGCCACGCCUACCAUUCUCUGAAGCAGGCUUAUGCCGUGUGAAAAAGGGAGUAUUUGGCUUAGCUGACAGCCCUCGUCGUUGGUAUAAGAGGUUAUGCAAGUCAGUACAACACCAUGGUUGGCGACUUUCAGCUCUGGAUUCGGCCAUGUGGUUCCUGUGGGCAGGCUCCAAAUUGGAAGGCAUCCUCAUCUCCCACGUGGAUGACUUGCUACUGGCCGGAGGCCCUCGUGCGCACCACACCUUGCAGUUGCUGGGUGCCGAACUUGGGUUUGGUUCCACCUCCACCGGAACCAUAACCUAUUGUGGAAAGAAGAUUGAGCAAGCUGAAGAUUUUUCGGUGAAAGUUUCCAUGGAAGAGUACCAUAGCAAUCUGCAGCAGGUGCGCAUCAACCCACUUCGAAAGAAGAAUCCAGAGGCCACUUUGAUGCCUGGGGAACAACGCCAGCUCAGAGCUCUCCUCGGGACUUUCGGUCAUCCACUCGACCGGAAGCCCUUUGACCUUAGCACGGAUUCCGUGCCCCUGUUGGUUGUCACCGACGCCAAGGAUGCAUUCGACAAAUCCUGCUCGGAAACGCCGAGCUAUGGCAGCCAAAAGAGUUUAGCUUUCACCAUAAGCUGGAUUCGUUCAAUGCUGGCUCGAUGCAACACGAGAAUGCGUUGGACAGCAACAGAGAACAUGAUCGUAGACUGCGGCACUAAGGAGCUUGACCCUCAGCACCUUCACAAGAUCCUGAGAGAUUGCAAGUGGUGUGUACAGUUUUCCUCCCAGUACGUCAAACAGACGUCCAAAAGUAAGAAGCCCAUGGCUAACUCACAACAGACCGGAAGGGUGGUGAGAAGUGACAUGGGAGUCCCUUUUGAAAGCUCCUCCCCGUUGUUUGGCCAUGUGAUGAAGCUCUCACAGAGCUCAGGUUGGCAUAUUUUGAAUGAAGAUUUGGCCGUCAACGUGUGCCGUCAGGCUCGUUCGUACAGGACCCCAGAGCCACGCUGUUCAAGAACGACGCAUGCGUUUCGUUCCACUUUUGCCCGCUUUGACAGCGAACAUAGUGUGAUUUGGCGACAGUUGGAAGACUCUGUCGACAUGCGAGAGCUCCAGAAUCCUCGAUCGAUGCUUGAGGAGCCUGUUGCUUUGCUCGUGACCGUGUUCAGCCGUUGCCCAACCCCUCAAAUGCCACAAGAGAAGGGGAUGAACUGUGAAAGUUGA
Molecule: messenger RNA, 5094 nt
Organism: Durusdinium trenchii
Lineage: Eukaryota; Dinophyceae; Suessiales; Symbiodiniaceae
Source: the annotation of a GenBank genome assembly